UAUAUAAGCCCCUAGGGACCUGGCUUCAAUGUGGCUUUGCGCGGUCUUCCCUUCAUCACAGUCCAAACUCCACAAACCCGACCCAGAUGGCACCCAAGAAGGCCAAGAGGAGGCAGCAGGCAGAGGGUGGGUCCUCUAAUGUGUUCUCCAUGUUUGAGCAGAGCCAGAUUCAGGAGUACAAGGAGGCUUUCACAAUCAUCGACCAGAACAGAGAUGGCAUCAUCAGCAAGGAUGACCUGAGAGACGUGUUGGCCUCCAUGGGCCAGCUGAAUGUGAAGAAUGAGGAGCUGGAAGCCAUGGUGAAGGAGGCCAGCGGCCCCAUCAACUUCACUGUGUUCCUCACCAUGUUCGGGGAAAAGCUGAAGGGUGCUGACCCAGAAGAUGUCAUUGUCAGUGCCUUCAAGGUCCUGGACCCUGAGGGAACUGGCACAAUCAAGAAGGAAUUCCUGGAGGAGCUUCUGACCACUCAGUGUGACAGGUUCUCUGCUGAAGAGAUGAAGAACCUGUGGGCAGCUUUCCCCCCGGAUGUGGCUGGAAAUGUGGACUACAAAAACAUCUGCUAUGUCAUCACACAUGGGGAGGAGAAAGAGGAGUAAAGAGGGGCAACAAGGAAGCAGCCAACCAUCAUUUCUCUCCCUCCUCAAUAGCAUCCCUCCUCACUCUUCUCCUCCAGUCAGCCACAUUCCCCCCAUCUCUCAUCUUACACGCAGAGAGAGGCUCCCGAAGAGGUCUCAGAAGGUUCCAGAUUUCUUUCAGCAGUGUUGGGAAAUGGGGUUAUUUUCAAUAAAAUGAUCUUCAAAUCUC
Conger conger (European conger) is the source of this 804-nucleotide messenger RNA. Its product is annotated as myosin regulatory light chain 2, skeletal muscle. Gene Ontology annotation, molecular function: calcium ion binding. The transcript is spliced from 7 exons. The record is from RefSeq and is a predicted model, not a curated record. Gene Ontology annotation, cellular component: cytoplasm. The coding region runs from base 87 to 596 and encodes 169 amino acids. Lineage: Eukaryota; Metazoa; Chordata; Actinopteri; Anguilliformes; Congridae. Gene Ontology annotation, biological process: skeletal muscle tissue development.